Plutella xylostella (diamondback moth) is the source of this 3806-nucleotide messenger RNA. The record is from RefSeq and is a predicted model, not a curated record. NCBI's taxonomy places the organism in Eukaryota, Metazoa, Arthropoda, Insecta, Lepidoptera, Plutellidae.
UCUGAAUUAUUCUAAAUUCCACAGAAAGACUACGUUUAAAUUAUUUAUAAUAAUUUUUCAAGGAAUAUAAAACGAAAAUGCAAUUAAAAGUUGGUCAAUGAAAAAUAAAAACAAAUGGACACUGAGAAACGUCAUUCGCCCUUGUUUGUGUUGUGAACGUCAAAGAUUUUUCAGUGAUUUUAUCCUAUUUUAAAAUUCCCCUGUGUUCAGUGAUACUCUAAUAUCAAUCUCCGAACUUUUCUUCAUAUUUCUACUGAAAAUUUGAUCGUGUGCAGUGCUAUUUACAGUGUCUAAUGCUCAUUCAAAAUGAAUUGGUUCGACACGUCAGGUUUGACGAAUCUUGCAAAAACAGCCCUGAAAGAGGCUCAGAAGACCAUCGAUAAGGCGCUGGACAUUACGGAGGACGAGAGCGGCGACGAGGCGGAGGGCGAGGCGGCCGCGGCGCCCAGCAAGCCUCCCGCGACAAGCGCCGGGGAAUCCACAGACUUCUUCGCUUCCUGGGGGCUCACAGUCAGCGCCGAAAGUGCUCAAGACGAGGGGAAAAAUGAGGUGGUCACCGAGAGCCCGUCCAAGGGCGCCGCGCAGAGCGUCUGGGGUUCCUUCACCGAGUCUCUGUUCGACAAUCGGAAGGCGGAUAGCGGCGCCAUCACCGCUCCACCUAAAGCCAAGUCCAUGAAUGUCAUAUCAGAUGGCAGCUACGGCAGCCAGGACGACCUGUUCUCCAAGAGCCAGCUCGUCAUGUCUGAUGGUGCUGAUGCGUUAGACAAGAAGGAUAAGUUUAGUAAGUUCGAUGAAAGUGUUCCUAAAGUUGAUGAGAGACGCAGCUCAUCCCGCUCAGCAGGAUUAUCAUUAAUAUCUAGUAGAAACAGCUCAGAUUCAGUGGAAGUACUGUCCCACAGCCUGAAAACUACACCAGACUCUGAAGCAGCCUCAGUACACUCUAUUUCACACAGUAGUAGUGUCAGCGGACAAAAGCAUAAUUCAGAAUCAGUUGAGAUAUUACCUGACAGCCUGGUCAGCCCUAGCUCUAUUGAAUGCCUUGGCUUUGACAGCUACGCCAGUGAGAAGUCAUCAUCCUCCAACCUCACCCCAGAUGAUGGCAGUGACAAGAAAUCCACACCCAUUGGUGAAAGAACUGAGAAAGGUGGAGAAACAGCCGACAGUGUCAGCCUAGUAGCUGAUGAUGAUGAGGACACCAUAUCCUACAACUCUAUCUCUGAGUGCACAGCCCCAACAGUGCUUGACAAUGAUGACAAGUCCAUUAGUCCAUUCCCAAGAACAUUAAGACCUGAAUUCCAAAAGAAAUAUGAUAAGGAGCUGAUACAUUUAGACCAGCCGCUGCCACACCGGAUGCAGAUGAGUGAAAACUCCUCCAAUGAUGGCUCUUGGUCGGACCGGACAUUGAAUGCCGAUAAUGACAGUAUUAACAAUCUAGAUCCUAACAUUGAGGAGCCAAAGAAAGAGGUUGUGGACUCCGAGGAAAAUCUGCUAGAGAAGCUCAGUGAUUCCUCCUCCUUCUACAAUGUGAAUGUAUCUGCAGAGAUGCUGAAGUCAGAGAGCUCAGCGUUUGUCAAUGUGGAGAGUCAGCAGUGCCAACUGCCAGAGACCACAGACUCACCAAUAAAAGACAUCAGCUCCAAAGAAAGAACCUCACCUAUCAGUUCAGAUAGUACUAAGAGUGAUUUAGUCAAAAUAGGCUCAGACCGCACGUCCGGCCACACAUCUGGAGAUGAAGUAGAGACAGCCACAUCAUCUGAUAUAGAAAUCAUUCCCAGUCCAAAUGGGGACAACCACAGUUUCUGCAGAAGCAGUCCUGCCAAGUAUGCUUUCAAGCAAUCUAAACUGGAUGGAAGCACAUCUCCCAACUUAGUAGACUUAGUUUUAGGUAAAUCAUUAGCUAGUAAGAUCCGUGGUCACAAUAGGGAGCUAUCUCAGGCAUCCAUACAGAGCAAUACAAGUGAUGACAGUGGCUCAGAGAAUGACAAGCUGAUGCGGAGGCUGUGUGAAAUGGCUGAGAUACUGGAGGCCAGAGAGACUAGACUGAUGGAGGUCAGCAGGAGCAAUGCGGAGCUGGCGGAGAGCAACGCUGAUCUGAAGACUCAGAUGGAGUCCCUGCUCGCUAAACAUGAGGUGGGGGAUAUCAAUGUCAUCACUGAAGACUACACGCAGAGGUUAUCAGCUUUGGAGAAGAAAUUCCAGCAGGCUAUUAGAGAAAAGGACCAGUACAGAAAGCAACUGGACACCAUGAAGUCUGAAACAGCGUCGCGCAAAAACUUCUUAGAAUUAGAGAACACAUUGAAAGAAAAGGACGAGAUGAUAUCCCAGCUGCAGGAGGAAGGAGAGAAGCUGUCUCGGCAACAACUGCAACAUUCCAAUAUUAUAAAGAAACUGAGACAGAAAGAGAAAGACAAUGAGCAAGUUAUCAAGAGUUUACGAGACAAAAUAGCUGAGCAAUCGAACGAGCUCGAACGGGUGAAGCGAGCGAUGGCGGCCAAGGAAGAGCUAGAAGUGACGCAGAUCGAGGCGGUCUACCGACUCACCACCGCCAAUAAGAAACUAGAGACUGAACUCAAUGAGACAAAAUCGACACUAGACGACACGACGCAGCGUCUAGAAACGAGUAAAACCUCCUUAGAAGCGACUCGCAAGGAGUUGUCCGACCUGCAGCGCUCUUAUUCUGAGCUCCAGCGACGCCGCGACGCGCUGGGCUCGGCGGAGCGCGACCGGGACAGGUUUCAGGCAGAGAAUGAAGUGCUGAAGGCACAGCUACAGCAGCUUAGGAGCGAAAUGGUGCAAGAGGACAAGCGCUGGCAAGCCCGCACCGAAGCCCUCCGUAGCGAGCUGUCGGCCGCGCGCGCCGCCCCCCCGGCCCCCGCGGGGGAGGGGGGCGCGGGGGGCGCGCUGCUGGCGCAGCUGGCUCACCUGCAGCGGGCGAGUCUGGAGCGCGAGCGGGCUGUCGUUAGGGGGCGGGAGAGGGCUGCUGAACUAGAGAUGUCCCUAGCAAAGACAAUAGAAAGAGAAAGACUUACCAAAGAGGAGAACCAAGCUCUACAAGACCAGCUCGCCACAUCACAGGGUUUGCUAGAAGAUGUCCAGAACAGGCUGCAAGAGCUGACGAAGCAUUGUCAGGAGUACGUCGACAAGUUGCAGGCCGUUGAAGAGCAACUCAACGCUAAAUCCGUGGAGCUGGAGUCAGUCCGCAGCUCUCUCACGACGCAAGUGACGCAAUUAACGCAGCGCGCGACGCAAACACAAGCGCAGCUCGAGACCGAACGAGCCGCCUGGGACACCGAGCGGAAGAGACACGCUAUACUGCAGGAGCAGUUGUCGGCGCGCGGCGACGUGUCUCCGCCGCACUCCGUGAUGUCCGACACGCUGUCCAACUCGCUUUGGGGGACCGACGAAGGCUGCGAGCCGUCGUUGCCACUAUCCGGAUCAAGUAUGGUGUCGGGAACUGAGGAGCUGAUGGCGCUGCUGCAGCGACGGGAAGGCGAGCUCCGCGCGGCGUCGGCUCAGAUCUCGCGGCUGCAGCGCGAGCGCCGCGCCGUGGGGGACCACUUGGCCCAGCUGCAGGGGCGGUUCGACGAGUUCCAGUCGCUGCAAGAGCAAUACGACGCCCUACUCCAAAUGUACGGCGAGAAAGAAGAACAACUCACCGAGACCCGCCUCGACCUGCAGGACGUCACGCAGCUGUACAAGCAGCAGCUGCAGCUGUUGGGGCCCCCGCCGCCGACUUCUUGAUGUAGAGUGGGCCGAGGAGUCAUGUAGUCAGACUUAUAAAUUACUAGCGUAAGGACAGGGCGAAC